UCUGAGCCCGUUCCCCUCCCCCGCGCAGUUUGAUCUGGACUGCGCAGCCAUGCGAUUGUGCGGACUUAAAUGGCGUCCACAAUAAUCGCACAGAGCAGCACAGGCGGCCCCGUCGAUCCGUCAACUGCAGCGAGCAGCAGCAGCACCGGCAGCAACGCCAGCAGCAACACCCUGCCUCCAAUAUCAGCAACUGUUGCUUCGGCAGCUGCCGACCUGCACAACACGCAUCUCAAUCAGCUGAACAGCCUCAGCCAGCACUAUACGACGCCGUAUCAUCAUCACUACCAGCAGCAGCACUUGCAGCACCAACAGCACCAACAGCAACAUCAGCAACACCAGCAGCAGCAACAGCAGCAGCAGCAGCAGCAGCAGCAACAGCAGCAGCAGCAACAGCAGCAGCAGCAACAGCAGCAGCAACAACUACAGCAACAACAUUACCAGCAGCAGCAAUCGCUUGCGGAACAACAGUCUCAGCACUGGGACUAUUAUGCACGGCAGCAGCCAACGGCGCCUGCCAACAACACCAGCAACACCAACAACAACAACAGCAGCAACAGCAACAGCGAGAACAACAACAGCAGCAACACCAAUGUUGCAACACCCCUGGGCAGCAGCGGCAAUGCGAAUGGCACUGCUGCCAGUGUUAACAAUGGCCACAGCCACAGCCACAGCCACGGCCACGCCCAUGGCCAGCGCGUUCAUGGCACACACAACAGUGAUACCGUUGCUGCUGCCUCCGCCGCCGCCGCCGCUGCCGCAGCAGCAGCAGUAGGCCCCAACGGCAACGGCAACGGCACCAACGCCAACGCCAACGCCAACUCCAACUCGAACUCCAACUCUAACGGCAGCUACACACGUCCCUGGGAAAUGGAGUCCAAGGACAAUCAGCCGCCCCAGAGCCAGCCACACCCACAGUUUCAGCCGCAGCCGCAGUCGCAGUCGCAGUCGCAGGCGCAGUCGCAGCCAAAGAGCGGCUUUGAGCCCUUCUCAAAGCUGCCCUCAUUCCAGAGUCAAUUCCAUGGCUACAAUGAUCAGCUCAUGCCCGACGGCACGCCCAUGCCGCUGCCGAUUGGAGCCGCUGCAGCAGCAGCAGCGGCCGCCGCAGGAGCUGGGCCCGGCGCUACUGCAGCAGGACUCGGCUCGCUGCAAACGGUGGCCAUGUCGCCGGCGAGCAUCUCGGUCAGCUCGCCGGGCAUGAUGAGCGUCGGCUCGCCGCUGACGCAGCUGCCGGGCAUGCAGACGAGCAUCACUCCGCCCUCGGGCAGCUUCACGCCGCUGGGCGCUCCGCCGCCGCCGCCGAACGCAUUUCAUCACAUGCACUCGCACCAUCGGGCGACCGGAGCGGGCGCCUAUCCGCUGAUGCCGGCAGCCACGGCUGCAUUCGGCGACUUGCAGCUGUACCAGCCCCUGACGCCGGGCCUGCCGCCGCUGAUCAAGAAGGAGUCGAUGGCUCCGUCGGCUGGCGCGGACUAUGACAUGCUAACGGGCAGCAUGCUGCUCAAGAAGGAGGACUUUGAUCUCAACAGCAACAGUGGCGCACACCAGCUGCAUGGCCAUCCUGGCCUGGGCGUGGGCGUGGCUGUGGGCAUGCACACGCCCACGUCGUAUGACGGGAACAACAGCAACAGCUUCCCGCACGCGGCCAGCAGCAGCGGCAGCCAUACGCCGCACACCACGCAGCCGCUGACGCCGACGCCGACGACGACGACGGCGCCCAUCAAGGUGGAGAAGCUGCUGCAGUCGCCGAUAGCUCGGCUGGACGCGCGAAAGAAGGAGCGGCGGAAACAGCGGCCCAACUCGCUCGAGUCCAGCGCCGAGAGCGAGGCCAGCGGCAUGGACGUGGACCCCAGCGGCGGCAAUCCCGGACAGGUGGACGCCGUCAGCAGCACGGCCAACUUCAAGAGUCCGCUGAGCGCCCUGGGCAUGGGCGACAGCAACGAUGCGAACGCCAGUGGAUGCGACAAGCAGGAACACCCACCCACAACCAUAACCUUACACUACCACCAACAACAUCAACAACAACCCCCCAACGCCAACCACUCCACCAACAACAACUCCUUCUCUUCUUCCGCCUCUGUUUUGCAGUCGAAGAAGAAGCGCAAGCGCUGCGGCGAGUGCGUCGGCUGCCAGCGCAAGGAUAACUGCGGCGAGUGCGCCCCCUGCCGCAACGACAAGAGCCACCAGAUCUGCAAGCAGCGCCGCUGCGAGAAGCUCACCGAGAAGAAGGAACCCAAAGCAAAGCCCAUCGUUUACGGUGCCGACGGCCAACCCGUUCGUGCCGAUGCGAAGCGCGGACGCGGCAAGGGCAAGGCGACUGGCGCCAAUGCCGUCGUCGUCAAUGCCACCGCAGUAGCCGCUGGCAAUGGAACACCAACAACUGGGUCACGCGCCCGCAAAACCUCCACCAAAGCAAAUAAACUGAAUGCAUCCGCCGUUGGCAUUGCAGCCGCAUCAGCAACAUCGCCGCGUCUAAGUCCAGCGCCAGCAACAGCAACAUUGUUGCCGCAGCAAUCGCCAAAUACCACAACAGCAACAGUUGCAGCCGCCGGCAGCUUGCAGCAGCAGCAACAGUAUCAGCAGCAGCAACUGCAGCAGCAAUUGUUGUCGCACCAGCAACAGCCGCAGCCGCAGCAGCAGCUUCAACAGCAACAUCAGCAGCAGUCGCAGCACUAUCAGCAGCAGCCGGAGCCGCAGCAGCAUUUCCAUCAGCAGCAACACUUGCAGCAGCAGCAGCAUCAAUCGCAGCAUCACCAGCAGCAGCACGCACAGCAGCAACAGCAGCAACAUUUGCACCAGCAGCAACAUCAAAUAACCGCACAAAUACAAACCAUGAAGGAUCAACCGCAGCAACCCAUGGCACCCAUGGCCUUCUAUCCCACAUGGCAGGCGGACCCGUCACAGGGGUGGCAGAACCAGUUCAUACAGCAAAUACCACAGAAUACUCCAGCCAUCACAUCACUCAACUCCUUGGAUUUCCAGACACAGUCCUACGCCUAUCCAUCAAAUGGCUACGUGCAGACGGGUCUCGGCUUCGAUCCCAACUACGGCCGCUCCCCGUACGGUGCGCCCGUGCAGCGCUACGAUUUCCAAAGCCAGCAGCUCUCGAGUGCGCCCAUCAACCAGGUGGGUCUGCAGAGCGUCGCGGCGGGCUUUCCGCCGGGCGGUGUUAGCUAUGCCGGGCAGGUGUCUACGGCGCCGGCGCCACCAGCAGUUGGCCUGCAGCAGCAACAGCAGCAGCAGCAACAGCAUCUGGGCGGCGAUCUGAGCAAGAGCAUGUCGGGAAACGACACGCCUGGAUAUCCGCGGGUGAGCAGCGUGCCGCCGCGCUCACUCAACUGUAACGGGUAUCCAGGCGAUUUCAGCGGUUCUCAGCAACAACAACAGCCACAACAACAACAACAACAGACGACAACAGCAACGCCCAGCGGUGCAGCCACGCCCACAGCCACUGGGCCUGGUAAUGCGGUGGUUUCCCAGCCAGCCAGCUCUCCCAUGCAGCAGCAGCCCCAAACGGUGCCGCCAUCCCCCACACGCAGCCUCAUACAGCAGCAGCAGCAGCAGCAGCAGCAACAACAGCAGCAGCAACAGCAGCAACAACAGCAACAGCAGCAGCCACGCCUUGUCUCCCAGUCGCCCAGUCAAGUGCCGCAAUCACCGAACGGCAACGGACUUCAGCCGUACGGCAGCAGCGUGCAGCCCCAGCAGCAGCAGCAGACACAUCCACAUCUUGCCUCGCCGCCCAUGCAGGACUGGAACUGGAGCAAUCAGCAGCAGCAGCAGCAACAGCAACAGCCGCCCUCUGCACAGCAGCAGCAGCUGACGAACGAUGGCUACCCGGCGCAGGGUCAGGGCGAACGCUUGCAUCUGAAUACGCGCAUCAAGUCGAUGAUCAUGCGCAAGAGUGAUUCCAAGGAUGCCCCGCCCGACAUUCAGCUGCAAGGCCAGACAGCUGGCGCAACUGCCGCGCAGCAGCAGCAGCAGCAACAGCAACAGCAACCCGGUCAUUUUUUAUCGUAUAGCCACCAUCUCCGGCCCGACACGGCGCUGAGCGCCAACGGCUCGAGCAGCAUCGCACCCCCGCUGGGCGGUGCCGAGCCCAUCGGAGGUGGUGGCGAUCAGAUCUGGAAGCCGCACCACGCCAACUCAUUUAAGAAGCCCAGCGUGGGCAGCGGCUACGCCGGCACAGACCAUCAGUUGCAGCUGCAGCUGCAGCAACAYCAGCCAGGACAGCACAUGACCAUCAGCCAUGCGGAGCAGCCGCCCCAGCCACCUUCCAUGCCCAUACAGCCGCCGGUGCAGCCUCAGCCCAAGAAGUCGCGGAAUCGCAGCAAGGCGAGCCGCGCCGCUGCCGCUGCCGCAGAAGCAGCGGCUGCUGAGAUUGAAAGGGAUCGCAAUGCGAACGAUCCGGGUGGCGGAGGCCUCAAGGCCCUGGGCGCACACUAUCCGCCACCGCCGGGCAGCGGGCAGGAGUACCACGGCCAGUAUAUCAAAACGGAGCCGGGCCUGUUGCCCCCUCCGCCGCCAGGCGGGCAGCCCAACAAGAUGGAGGGCUACGAGCGCAACUACCAGAACUUCAUUCAGUAUGCCGACUUCUGCCAGAACGACGGACAGGGCCAGCCGGUGCAGCAGCACCAGCAGGAGUAUGCCGGCUACCACCACAACUCGCCGUACUACAGCGCAGGAGCCGGCAGCUUCCAGCAGAACUUUCAGCAGAGCUUUGUGCCCGGCUAUCAGGCAGCAGCGGCGUACGGGAGCCGUGGUAAGCUGCCAUCGAACUCUGUGCACCACGCGCCCCACGGCCACGGUCACGGGCACGGCAACAGCAUGCUGGAGCUGGACCGGAAGCCGGACACGAACAGCAUCAUACCACUGCCCACCAACUACGAGCAGGACAUACCAGCGCACGCGUACCCCAUUCCGGCUCAUCGCUAUGCGCUGGGCCAUGGAGCACCACCGCCUCCGCCCCACCUCAGCCACCACGGCAUGCUGGACUCCAAGCUGGACGACAUGGGCAUGCUGGGCCAUGGUCACGGCCACGGCCAUGGCUAUCCGUAUCUGGGUGAGGGUAAGCCGCUGAACAAUGGCUUCUCCUGCUGUCGUCAAGGCGGCACCCGGCCACCCACAGAGGAGCACCUUAAGGGCGGCACGUGCCUGGGCCUGGGCAUUCAGCCCAAGGAGGAGCUCCUGGACGAGGAUGAGUUGGCCGAGGCGCACAAUGGCGUCAAGGCCAAGACGAAGAAGCAAAAGCAGGAGGAGAUACCUGAGAUAAUUGUGAAGCACGAGAAGAUCAAUCCCAUGUUCGAUACGACGGAUCGCCUCGAGAAGGGCAACAAAACCGAAAUACCCGAAUGCGAGUGCUUCCAGUCCGACAAGAAUCCACCCGAGCCGGGCACUUACUAUACGCAUUUGGGCACUGCAUCUACGCUGAUGGAGCUGCGUCGGGAGUUCGAGGAACGGUGCCAUCUGACGGGUCGUCAGCUGCGCAUCGAGAAGAUCGUCUACACGGGCAAGGAGGGCAAGACCACUCAGGGCUGCCCGGUGGCCAAGUGGGUGAUCAGGCGCGCCGAUCCCGAGGAGAAGAUACUUGUGGUUGUCAAGAAGCGUCCCGGUCACAGGUGCAUUGCCGCCUAUAUUGUCGUAUGCAUGGUGGCCUGGGAUGGGAUGCCGCGCAAGGAGGCGGACGAAGCCUAUGUGAACCUCAUACCCAAGCUCAACAAGUUCGGGCUACCCACGACGCGCCGUUGCGCGACUAAUGAGAAUCGCACCUGUGCCUGCCAAGGGCUGGAUCCGGAGUCAUCAGGCGCCUCGUACAGCUUUGGCUGCAGCUGGUCCAUGUACUACAAUGGCUGCAAGUACGCCCGCUCGAAGACCGUGCGCAAGUUCCGGCUGUCGGUGAAGAGCGAGGAGGCGGCCAUCGAGGACCACAUGAAUCUGAUUGCCACGCUGCUGGCGCCAGUGUUCAAGCAGGUGUGUCCGCGCUCCUACGACAAUCAGACCAAGUACGAGCAUGAGGCAUCCGACUGCCGGCUCGGCCUCGAGCCGGGCAAGCCCUUCUCGGGGGUAACCGCCUGCCUGGACUUCUGCGCCCACUCGCACCGCGACCUGCACAACAUGCAGGACGGCUGCACCGUUCACGUGGCCCUGCUCAAGCCCAGCAACCGCGAUACCCACCUGCCCGACGACGAGCAGUUCCACGUCCUGCCGCUCUACACGAUGGACGGCACCGACGAGUUCGAGAGCGUCGAGGGGCAGCGUGAUAAGCAUCGCACCGGGGCUGUGCAAAUGCUGGACAAAUUUCCCUGCGAAGUACGCGUGCGCUCCACGCCGCUGAUACCUUGUCGCCGGCACGGCAAGAAGCGCAAGGAGGACGAAGCCGCGACGCCGGAUGGCGACCACGACGCCGCCGCCGACGGCAGCAGUCAGAGCUCCAGCAACGGCGCCCAAUCGCAGGCCCAGCAAGCGUCGUCCCAGCAGAGCAGUCCGCCCGGCCUGGCCUCUGCUCACAUCAAGAAGGAGAACGGCGCCAGCAAUGGCAGCAGCGCCGGCAACAAUGCCAGCAACAGCAACAACAACAACAAAUCAAAGUCCAAGGCCAAGUCGAGCUCCAGUGCAUCCACGCCGGGCUCGGCGCCGCCAACGACGCCCUCGCCACGCUGCCAGACGCCCGUCACAAACAACCCCAGUCCGGCGGGCAGCGCAUUCAGCACGCCGCCCGUCAAUCAGCACGCCGGCAAUCCGAACGCCAGCAACAACAGCUCGGCAGCAGGAGUUGGGGCAGGUCCGCCGGGCGGGCAGCCCAACCAGCUGAUGAGCUCGAACUCGAGCCUCAUGAACAUGGCCACGAUGAUAGACACGUUCACGGACGCCCAGCUACAGUCCAACCAGAUCUCGAGCACCGUGCUGGACUCGCCCUACUCCUACGACUACCAGACGGGCUCCUACAUCGACUCGCGCAACUACUACGGCAACUGGCCGGCCCACGCCAUGGGCAUGGCCGCUGGCAGUGCGGCCCUCACGCCGACCACGCCCACUGCGCCGAUGGCGCAGCACGCGCACACUGUGACGCCACCAACAGCAGCAGCGGGAGCUUCUGCAGCUGCAGCGACAGCGGCCUCGGCAACAACCGUUUCUCCAGCCGCAACAGGCACAGCUAUGCCACCCGUCACGCCCGCCACGGUGACGCCCACGCCCACGCAGCACGACGCUAGCAAUGGCUACACGUCCAGCUACAACAAUCUGGCAACGCCAGCACUGGGCACACAGCAACACCAGCAGCAGCAGCAGCAGCUGCAACAGCAGCAACAUCAGCAGCACGGUGUCGAUGUGGCCGGCGCUGUUGCUGGUGGUGAGCUUAAGGGCCGCGUCAGCGAGGAGAACCCCGACUCGACGACGCUGGUCAACCACUCACUGGUCGAGAGUAAGUUAACCGCUUUGACAGCCAUGCAACCCAUGACUAAUCUAGCACCACUCCACCACCACCACCACCACCAUCCGCACACGCCAGAGGGCUUCGUYAAGCCAAAGCCGCCGCCCAGCGACUACCAGUACUCGCAGUACCCGAACAACUAUCAGAUGUACCCGCCUCCGCCGCCGCCGCACUCCGCCUACUCCGCGUACGACGCCUACCAGAACAUGAACUACAACUACGGCUACCACCACCAGGCGUACUCGCCGUACGGCAUGUAUCCGCAGCAGACGCCGCCGCCCACGCCGCCACCGCCCUCGCCCAACUGGAAUGUCUACGGCCAUCACCAGGGCUCUGGGGGCUACGGCCCGGGGGCUGGAGGGGCUGGUGGGACACUACUGGCCACGCACGGCCCGGUGCCAUCCGGAGCCACGCUGGUCAAGCCAACGGUGCCAACCGCUGUGCCGCAGCAGCAACAGCAGCAGCAACAACAACAGCAACAGCAGCUGCAGCAGCCGCAGCAACAGCAGCUGCAACAGCAACAGCAACAGCAGCAGCAACAGUUGCCAGCAACACCGCCUCAAACUAUUUUGCCCGACUUGAGCAAUGGCCAGCUGCCCGUGGAGCCCACUGCAGCAAGUGCUGUUGAGGUGCCGCCGCUUGGCAACAACAGCAACAAUAGCAACAGCAGCAACAGCAACAGCAACGAUGCCAACAGCAACGCGGCUGGCGCUGGCGGCAACACGACGGCAACAACUGUGGCGCCAGCCAGCACCAACUCGACCAAGAUCGAGCCGAUUGGCGAGGUGGCCGAGAUCAAUGAGAACAUUGAGGCGUUCCAGGAUCCGCAGAUGGGCGGCGUGGCCAUUGCGCUGAAUCACGGCAGCGUGCUGAUCGAGUGCGCCAAGCACGAGAUGCAUGCGACGACAGCCGUGCGGCGACCGGAUCGCCACCACCCGACGCGCAUGACCCUGAUCUUCUACCAGCACCGCAACUUGAAUCGUGCCAGGCACGGCAUCGACGAGUGGGAGGAGAAGAUGCGCGUGAAGAAGAUCAACACGGACCUCGACAACAAAGCCAAAGAGGAGCGCGAGCGUCUGCUGAAGAAGGCAGCCGGCGAGGACGACGAGGACGAGGAUAUGCCUGACGAGCAGCUGGCGGCGACUGCAACCCCGACCCUGCCCACCAUCAAGAAGGAGAACAGUGGGAGUGGUGGCGCGAUUAAGAAUGGGGCCAGUGGCAGCAAGAAGAAGAAGAGCGAGGCCAGCAAGAAGACACAGUCGAACAACAACAACAGCASCAACAACAACAACAACAAUAGCGAGCAGCCAAAAAACGAGAAAGUUGCCCUCCACGCACCAACACUAACAACAACGUCGUGGACGACCCUGUUCCCUAUGCACCCAUGCGUAGUUACGGGGCCCUACCAGGAGGGCAAUAGCAGUCCAACAUCGUCCACGAAUGGCAGCGCCACCAAUGGCACCAGCAACAGCAACAGCAACAGCAAUGCCAAUGGCCCCACAGCGCAGCAGGCAACGACUCCAGGAGCCGUGCCGCCUCCUCCGGCGCCGCAACCGUUGCAGCAAGCCUGAGCGCCUACCACCGCCAGAUGGGGAUAGGCGCCUACUACUACUGGUAGUUGUUUGACAAACGACUGAAAGAUAUUCUCAUAAUAAUUAUUUUUGUAAACGCGUCCUGAUACCGUGUGCCAUACGAGGGGGUUGGGGUUGGGGCUGUGGGAUUGAGAUUAGGUUUGGGGCAGCAGGCAACGCAGUUGCAGUUGGAUAUACCCGGUCAGCAUGCAGUAAUACACUACCAAAGCUCCACAACAAUAACAGCAACAACAACAACAACAGCAACACACUCACAUAUACAUACAUACACUCUCACACAAGCCUAGUUCACGAACUGGAUGAAAAUGCAGUUAGAUUCAUAUUCAUAUACAUAUACAUACAUACAUAUAGGAAACGAAGAAGAARAAGAAGAAGAAUGAAGAAAAACUAUGUUUUUAGCGCAGCUAUAUUGUUGGCAAUUUCUGUUAAAUGAUUUAUUUUUUACAUUUUGUUCUCUCCUUCUGUUAAGAAUCAAACAAAGCAAACUACAAAACAAACACUAGAAAA
This is a messenger RNA of Drosophila arizonae, 9525 nucleotides long. It is a transcript of the gene Tet, whose product is annotated as Ten-Eleven Translocation (TET) family protein. Gene Ontology annotation, cellular component: nucleus. NCBI's taxonomy places the organism in Eukaryota, Metazoa, Arthropoda, Insecta, Diptera, Drosophilidae. Gene Ontology annotation, biological process: chromosomal 5-methylcytosine DNA demethylation, oxidation pathway; positive regulation of transcription by RNA polymerase II. Gene Ontology annotation, molecular function: DNA binding; DNA 5-methylcytosine dioxygenase activity; zinc ion binding. The record is from RefSeq and is a predicted model, not a curated record.